UUCUAACGGCUCCCCAAACAAGCCUGGUUGCUGUCAGAUGUGCUUCUAAGAAAACCGGGGGCAGCUCAAAAAAUUUAGGUGGCCGCAGCCCUGGGAAGCGAUACGGAUUCAAAAAAGUAGAAGGUGCAUUUGUGCAGGCAGGCAACAUUUUGGCUACGCAGCGGUUGAUACGCUGGCAUCCAGGGGCUCAUGUGGGGAUGGGCCGUAACAAGACACUCUAUGCCCUGGAGGAUGGGAUUGUGAGAUACACUAAAGAGGUCUACGUACCUCCUCCCCGCAGCAGUGAGAGCAGGGAAGUGAUCUGUCGUCUACCCAAAGGAGCAAUUCUUUAUAAGACCUUUAUCAGUGUUAUCCCUACCACAGAAGUAGGAAGCUUUAAACUGGUCACCAUGCUCUGAGCCUCCUUUGUCACCUAGGGACAGAUGGGAAGGAGCGGCUGGGGCAGACCGCUCCAGCUGGACUGGCAUCCCAGGACAAGAAUAUUCUAGCUCCGAAGAUACCAGCUUAGGACUUAGUUUGCUUGUUCCUAAAGCACAUGUGGUCAGUGUUCAGGUACU
Molecule: messenger RNA, 557 nt
Organism: Phaethon lepturus (White-tailed tropicbird)
Lineage: Eukaryota; Metazoa; Chordata; Aves; Phaethontiformes; Phaethontidae
Gene: MRPL27
Product: mitochondrial ribosomal protein L27
Exons: 3
Biological process (GO): translation
Cellular component (GO): mitochondrial large ribosomal subunit; ribosome
Molecular function (GO): structural constituent of ribosome
Source: RefSeq, a predicted model, not a curated record